AUGAAGACGUUUACCGGCGCUGCGGCUGCUGCAGCGCUGCUGUCGCUCGUCAGCGGCCAAAACACAUACUCUAUUGACAGCGAUGAUGCGAUCAAGAAGAGCGCGGCCACAAUGGCCGAGGAUCUGCUCAAGCACUACCACGGAGACGAGCCCGGCCAGGUACCUGGUAUUCUCCCCGGUCCGCCGCCGGCUGGACCGUACUACUGGUGGAUUGGAGGUGCCAUGUGGGGGACGCUCAUCGAUUACUGGCAUGUAACAGGCGACACAACGUACAACGACCGGGUCAUGCAGGCGAUGCAGUUCCAGGUCGGCGAGAACAAGGCGUACAUGCCCAACAACUACACGGCCUCGCUGGGAAACGAUGACCAGGGCUUUUGGGGCAUGUCGGCCAUGCUGGCUGCCGAGGUCAAGUUUCCCGAUCCGCCUUCGGACAAGCCCUCGUGGCUCGGCCUGGCCCAGGCUGUCUGGAACACGCAGGCCAGCCCGGACCGACACGACAAGGAGUGCAACGGCGGUCUCCGAUGGCAGAUUCCAUUUGCCAACAACGGCUACGACUAUAAAAACACCAUUGCCAACGGCAUCUUCUUCAACAUGGGUGCCCGCCUAGGCCGUUAUACGGGAAACCAGACGUACCUAGACUGGGCCGAAAAGACGUUUGACUGGGUCGAGGGCGUUGGCUACAUCGACCCCGAAACAUACGCCAUCUAUGACGGUGGUCACGUUGAGCACAACUGCACCGAUAUCAACAAGGUCGAGUUCUCGUACAACAAUGCCGUCUUUCUGCAAGGCUGCGCGGUCAUGUACAACCACACGCAAGGAGCGGCAAAGUGGAAAAAGUGUCUGGAUGGUCUGCUGAAGCACGGAUUGGAACACUUUUUCCCCAAGGACGACGUUGCGUACGAGCCUGCAUGCGAGGGCGUCAAGACGUGCACGCAGGACAUGUUGUCAUACAAGGGCUACACGCAUCGGUGGUACGCGGCGUCGGCGCAGAUGGCGCCGUACAUUGCGGACCAGGUGGCGCCGGUUCUCAAGAAGUCGGCGGCGGCGUGCAUCAAGCAGUGCACGGGAGGCGACCAGGCGCGGCAGUGCGGCUUCUACUGGCAGUCUGGUGUGUGGCAGGCGCCGGACCCGGGCAACUCGGGGGCGGCUCAGCAGAUGGACGCGGUGGCGGCCAUGGUGUCGCUGCUGUACCCCGACUCGAAGCCGGCGGUGACGGCGGACACGGGCGGGACGUCCAAGAGCGACGUCAACGCGGGCGUGGGCCAGGCCAACGCGUACCACAAGGAGCCGAAGCCGAUCACGACGGCGGAUCGUGCGGGAGCCGGCAUCCUUACCUUUGUGCUGCUGAGCGCGGCGCUGGGCAUGUUUGGCUGGAUGAGCGUGGGCAUUUAG
This is a messenger RNA of Akanthomyces muscarius, 1392 nucleotides long. RefSeq lists its product as uncharacterized. Gene Ontology annotation, molecular function: mannan endo-1,6-alpha-mannosidase activity. Lineage: Eukaryota; Fungi; Ascomycota; Sordariomycetes; Hypocreales; Cordycipitaceae. Gene Ontology annotation, biological process: fungal-type cell wall biogenesis; carbohydrate catabolic process. The coding region runs from base 1 to 1392 and encodes 463 amino acids. The transcript has 2 exons. The record is from RefSeq and is a predicted model, not a curated record.